AAAACUGUACAGGUCAAACCGUGCAAAAAUUGAUGUGUGUGGCGAAAAACCGUCCGACUUAACCGCGUUCCAAAAAAUCAGUUGUUGCUUGAUUUUUAACUGCGCGAUUUUGCACGAACUGGUAAAUCUCGUGGGUGGAGGAACGAAAUUAUCAGUGGCGGCUUAGUGCUCAAUGUUCGUGAAUCAUGGCUGAUAUACGGCAUAUGAAUAAAGAUUUCUUAACCGAAUUUAUUGAACUGUACCGCAGUCUACCGUGCCUUUGGAAAGUCAAAAGUAAAGAGUAUAGCGACAGAACCAAAAAAGAUAAAGCCUACGAAGCAAUGGUCGCGAAGCUUCAGGAAAUCGAUGCAAAUGCGAAUAGAGAGACUGUGAAGAAAAAAAUAGAUUCCAUGAGGGGCUGUUUCCGAAAGGAAAUGAAGAAAAUGAAACAAUCGACAAAAUCUGGUGCAGGAUCUGAAGAUAUAUGUAAACCCCGCCUGUGGUACUACAACCUUCUGCUUUUUUUGUAUGAUCAAGAGAAACCUAGAGAAGCAGUGUCCAAUUUAGAUGAAACUGGGUCCAAUAGCGAUGGAGACUCUGUUCAGCAUUCCGAUUUGGUAGAUAAGCAACUCCGACCUUCAUCUUCCAGUUCAACUAUCAGAUCUACACCACGUUCUGGGGGAUCUGUUCAAAGCAAGAAAAGACUGAAACCUAAUGCAGAUGAUAUAUUGAAAAAAGUCGAUCGACAAUUAGAUGAGGCACGUAGACAUGAUGAUGAGUUUGACAUAAUUGGAAAGAAUAUUGCCAAUAAAUUACGGCAAUUGCCAAAAGAAACAGCAAUGGUCACGGAAAAAUUGAUGCUGGAUAUUUUAUAUGAAGCCCAAUUUGGCGGUGUUGAUAAACAUUCCAGAAUCAAUUUGUACAAAAUAUCUCCGCAUCAGAACCUACAACCUACACCUGAACUUCCGAGUCAACCUCCAACGACUACAGAUUCGCCUUCAACGUCAGCACGUUCUUUUUAUUCAAAUUUUAUAUAUGAUUAUGAUCAUCAUUACUAAUAUCUGUAUUUAAUAUAACACUUUGCAAAUAUAAGAUAAACUGAAAAUGGAAUGUGUUUAAAUUUUACCUUUAAAUAUUCAUUUUUUAAAACGCUGUAGAUAGCCUCACACGCAUCUGGUAUAAUUUCUCCUAAUGCUUGGGGUGAUAUAAUCGUUAAAAAUUUCAGGUCUUCAUAGGUUCUUCCAGUUGCAAGAAACCGUAGAGUCGCCGUAAGUCGUUCGUGAGGUGAUAUAGCUUUUCUCAUAUGAGUGUCCUGCUUUUUAAUUAGAGGUGUCACCCGAUUCAGUAGUAAAAAGUAUGUGUCCUCGUCCAUACGUAGGUAGUUAUUCCAAUCAGUGGGUUCCAAUCUCAAUUCGUUUAGGAAAUUUAUAUGGGAAAAUGUAUUCCUUUGCAGAAGCCAGUCCUUUGACCACUUCGAUCGAUUUUUCGAACGAUUUUUUUUGUAAGCUAAAACCGCCGCCACUGCAAGUAAAUUAAGUCGUUCUUCUUGCAUGAUUUCACGUUCAAAACUGACACAAAAAUGCACUGUGUGUGUCGACAACGUUCCAUCGUUCUGAACCGCACAGUUUUACCUGUUCGUUCCAAACCGUGCAAAAAGAACGAUGUCUGUGGGGCCCUUUAUAAACAAGCUUAUCGAAAAUUUUUAAGCUGCAGUUGUACCGAAAGAAUCUGUGUGUAUUGACGAGACUCUUGUGCCAUUCAGAGGACACUUAACCUUCAAACAGUACAUAAAAAAUAAACGCCACAAAUUCGGUAUCAAGUUGUAUAAACUGUGCAUAGAAAAGGGAUACACUACAAUAUUUCAGUAUACUGCGGUCAAGAUAAGGUCCAUAAUCAGUUAUCAUCGCAAAAUAUUGUACUCAUCUUGGCCGCAAAUCUGUUGAAUGAAGGUCGUACGAUUUACACUGACAACUAUUAUACGAGUGUAGCAUUAGCACAUGCACUGCUGGAUAAACAAACUCAUUUAGUUGGAACCCAAAGAAGUUACUGAAAAAAAAUUGAAAACAGGAGAGACAGUUGCUGCUGAAAGUAACUCAGGCAUAGUAGUUCAGAAGUGGAAGGAUAAAAGGGAUGUCCUUACUUUGAGCACAAAGCACACUUCAGAGUUAGUAAAAGUUAAGUACGGCUCCAAAGAAAAAGAAAAACCGCCUUCAGUUCUCGACUACAACAACCAUAAGGCAUAUAUUGAUCUGUCCGAUCAAGCGUAUCACACUUGUCUAAGGCGAGGAGUCAAGUGGUAUAUAAAGCUGGCUGUGGAGCUUUUGACUGGCACUGCCAUGGUAAAUGCCUAUAUUUUACACCAAGAGGUAACUAACAACAAGAUAAGUGUCACACGAUUCAAGGAAAUCUUGAUAUCAAAUCUGGUUUGUUUGGAAGAUCAAAUCCCUUAUGCCGAGAAGGAGGAACCUGAGCAACAGCAUUUUCUUCAGGACAUUGGUAGAGAUCACCUGGAUGCUAUGAAAAACUUAAAAUAUAAACUGAUCCUUUGCUAGCCCAAGCAAAAGCUACACGCACCAAAUUGAGAUGUGUCCAAUGUAACAAGAAUUAUUGUAUAUCUUGUUUCUUUGAGGUGCAUAAGUGAACAAAAUAAUUUUUUUUAAAAGAAUCGUUUGAGUUUUUUGAUGUGACUUUAUUUUGUUUUAGUCUAUUAG
Molecule: messenger RNA, 2690 nt
Organism: Brassicogethes aeneus
Lineage: Eukaryota; Metazoa; Arthropoda; Insecta; Coleoptera; Nitidulidae
Source: the annotation of a GenBank genome assembly